Molecule: messenger RNA, 768 nt
Organism: Triticum urartu
Lineage: Eukaryota; Viridiplantae; Streptophyta; Magnoliopsida; Poales; Poaceae
Biological process (GO): regulation of abscisic acid biosynthetic process; response to heat
Source: RefSeq, a predicted model, not a curated record
CCUAGCAUAUAUCCUCUUCACUCCAUCUGCUACUAACCUACUCUUAAGCCACAAAAGAUUUUGCUACCGGCACCUAAGCUCCAAUGGAGGGUGAGAAGAACUCGUCCGGGGACCUGAUGUCCAGCAGCAAGCUGGUCGCGGAGGCCGCCAAGACGGCCUACGAGCAGAAGAGCGUCGAGGGCAUCGACAAGGAAAAGGUAGCCGGCGCCUCCGCCGAGAUGCUGGACUCCGCCGCCAAGUACGGCAAGCUGGAGGACAAGCCGGUGGGGCAGUACCUCGAGAAAGCCGAGGGGUACCUGAAACAGUACAGCUCCGGCGGCACCGAGAAGGAGAAAACCGACGCACCUGCUGCCGCUGACGCACCGAAGCCGGAUGCACCCAAGGAGGCAGCGCCUGCACCCGCCGCGGAGGAAGAGAAAGCGUCCGAUGGGUUCGGUCUCGACGACGUCAUGAAGGGGGCUGCAUCGCUGUCCGGGAAGAAGAGUGGCGAGGAGGAGAAGGAGAGCGGCGGCGGCGGCGGGUUCAUGAAGAUGGCUCAGGGGUUCAUGAAGUAGAAGUCUGGUUUCUGCAUCUACAUGCAUGUAGCUCUCGCUAAGUUUGUGCGCUGCGUUCCUUCUGUAUUUUGUUACUGUAUAACGUUGUGGUUGUGCUUAAUUAUGUUAGCUGCUGAUAUCUGGUUCUGUAAAGUUUAAAGUUUCUUAAGUCAUGUAUGUCUGUAGACUGUAUGAUGAUCAAUAAUCAAGUUGAGCUAGGUAGCUGCUUUCUUCC